Molecule: messenger RNA, 300 nt
Organism: Miscanthus lutarioriparius
Lineage: Eukaryota; Viridiplantae; Streptophyta; Magnoliopsida; Poales; Poaceae
Source: the annotation of a GenBank genome assembly
AUGGCUCUCGUCGCUCUCUCCGUCUCCUCCUCCGCCCGCGCCGUCCUGGCGUCGCUGGCCCCCAGGGCAGCCAGCAUGAGGGGCUACGCGGCGUCGGCGGCGUCCGGGGCCAUGAGGCGCGGGGCGGAGGGCGCGGCUGGCGCGGGCGAGGCCAAGGAGGCCGGGCGCGCCGCCGCCGCAGAGAUCUCGUGGGUGCCCGACCCCGUCACGGGCCACUACCGCCCCGCCAACUGGGCCGCCGCCGUCGACCCCGCCGACCUCCGCGCCGCGCACCUCGCCCGCUCCUACGCCCGGGCCUGA